AUGAUUCCUCAAAAAGUUACACGCUUCUUGUCCAGGAAGGUCUUAAAAUAUUCACGUGUCAGUGUUCGGCACCACAACUUUGAUGGGGAGACCCCACAAAAAACACACAUGUCAAUGGUCGUCAGAGAAGACGAGUCUCACAAUUACGUUGUGUCCUACAGCAAUAUUGGUUUCCGAUUCUCAACAGGACUAAGAGCCAUUGGUCCAUGUGCUCUGUUUCCCCGACUUGUUCUUCACUGGAAUGUGUGGUCAGCCACAGAAAUCACCCCAGAGUCCCUGGCACUGUUCUGUAUGCUGGAACCCAAGUUAGACAUUCUCGUCAUUGGAAAAGGUGAUGAAGACGCAAAAGUUGACAACAAAGUAUUCAGGCACUUGAAGAGCAAAAACAUAAGCGUAGAAAUACUUCCCACGGAACAAGCGUGUGCAACUUUCAACUUCCUGAACAUAGACAGACGGGCUGUGGCCGCUGCCCUUAUUCCUCCGACUAAUGUGGUUGAUGAAAUUGACGAAUCUUUGUCCUCGCUCAAGUUUCAAGAUGCUCCUUCACUGGAAGACAAGAUUGAUAAGGAGGUUGGGGAAUUAAUGGAGUCGUUCAAAGGAAAAUCAACUCUGCAGAUUUUAGCGGAUCACAAAACAAAAAGAAAGCAGCAUUCGGAUAAUGUACCUCCAGAUGACAAGAAGACAGAGAAAUGA
This is a messenger RNA of Candidula unifasciata, 693 nucleotides long. The record is from the annotation of a GenBank genome assembly. Lineage: Eukaryota; Metazoa; Mollusca; Gastropoda; Stylommatophora; Geomitridae.